Messenger RNA from Elephantulus edwardii (Cape elephant shrew), 3390 nucleotides. It is a transcript of the gene SLC4A10, whose product is annotated as solute carrier family 4, sodium bicarbonate transporter, member 10. Gene Ontology annotation, biological process: bicarbonate transport; regulation of intracellular pH; transmembrane transport. The transcript has 27 exons. Gene Ontology annotation, cellular component: basolateral plasma membrane; plasma membrane. Lineage: Eukaryota; Metazoa; Chordata; Mammalia; Macroscelidea; Macroscelididae. Gene Ontology annotation, molecular function: sodium:bicarbonate symporter activity; solute:inorganic anion antiporter activity; monoatomic anion transmembrane transporter activity. The record is from RefSeq and is a predicted model, not a curated record. Bases 1 to 3390 code for a protein of 1129 amino acids.
AUGCAAUCUUUUGGGGUUUCUGGAAAUAGAGAGGUCAUGCAGUCUGGAACCUGUGAGCCUUUUCAAUCUCUAAGUCACCAGAGAAAUGAUGAAGAAGCAGUUGUGGAUAGAGGUGGGACUCGAUCGAUACUCAAGACACACUUUGAGAAGGAGGAUUUAGAAGGUCACAGGACUCUGUUCAUUGGUGUUCAUGUGCCUCUGGGAGGAAGAAAAAGUCAUCGACGUCACAGGCAUCGUGGUCAUAAACACAGAAAAAGAGACAGAGAGAGGGAAUCAGGAUUGGAGGAAGGUUUGUUAGCACCAGGCUUUGACACUCCGUCACAGCGGGUGCAGUUUAUUCUUGGAACUGAGGAUGAUGAUGAGGAGCACAUUCCUCAUGACCUUUUCACAGAACUUGAUGAGAUUUGCUGGCGUGAAGGCGAGGAUGCCGAAUGGCGAGAAACUGCCAGGUGGUUGAAGUUUGAAGAAGAUGUGGAAGAUGGCGGAGAGAGGUGGAGUAAACCUUAUGUAGCAACUCUUUCAUUGCACAGCUUGUUUGAAUUGAGAAGUUGUAUUCUGAACGGAACUGUGCUUCUGGACAUGCAUGCCAACACUUUAGAAGAAAUUGCAGAUAUGGUCCUUGACCAACAAGUAAGCUCAGGUCAGCUCAAUGAAGAUGUGCGUCACAGAGUCCAUGAGGCACUGAUGAAGCAGCAUCACCAUCAGAAUCAGAAAAAACUAGCCAAUAGGAUUCCCAUUGUUCGUUCAUUUGCUGAUAUUGGCAAAAAACAAUCAGAACCAAAUUCCAUGGAUAAAAAUGCAGGUCAGGUUGUUUCUCCUCAGUCUGCUCCAGCCUGUGUUGAAAACAAAAAUGAUGUGAGCAGAGAAAAUAGCACUGUUGAUUUCAGCAAGGUUGAUCUGCAUUUUAUGAAGAAGAUUCCCCCAGGUGCUGAAGCUUCCAACAUCCUAGUUGGGGAACUGGAGUUUUUGGAUCGAACUGUAGUUGCAUUUGUCAGGUUGUCUCCAGCUGUAUUACUUCAAGGGCUGGCUGAAGUCCCAAUCCCAACCAGAUUUUUAUUCAUUCUUCUGGGACCCCUGGGAAAGGGUCAACAGUACCAUGAAAUUGGCAGAUCAAUUGCAACCCUAAUGACAGAUGAGGUAUUUCAUGAUGUUGCUUACAAAGCUAAAGAUCGAAAUGACUUAGUAUCAGGAAUUGAUGAAUUUCUUGAUCAAGUUACUGUUCUCCCUCCCGGAGAAUGGGACCCAAGCAUACGAAUAGAGCCUCCAAAAAAUGUUCCUUCUCAGGUCACCUGUAUCCAGUCUCUUGAUUCCAGAGUUCUUCUACAGCUUAUGUUGCUGACCAGACUUGAAACCAUAGUCAUCUCAAAUUGUUUUGGGAAUUUAUGGGAUAUAAAUAAGGAAAAGAAUGGAUACAUAGACCAGAUUUUUGGGGGACUUAUUUUAGAUAUCAAAAGGAAAGCUCCAUACUUCUGGAGUGACUUCAGAGACGCUUUCAGCCUGCAGUGUUUAGCAUCUUUUCUAUUUCUCUACUGCGCGUGUAUGUCUCCGGUCAUCACGUUUGGAGGACUGCUGGGAGAAGCAACCGAAGGUCGCAUUAGUGCAAUCGAAUCUCUCUUUGGAGCAUCCAUGACCGGGAUAGCCUAUUCUCUCUUUGGCGGGCAGCCUUUGACCAUACUGGGGAGUACAGGACCAGUUUUGGUGUUUGAAAAGAUUUUGUUUAAGUUUUGCAAAGAAUAUGGAUUGUCAUACCUAUCUUUAAGGGCUAGUAUUGGACUUUGGACUGCAACCCUGUGUAUCAUCCUUGUGGCCACUGAUGCAAGCUCCCUUGUCUGCUACAUCACCCGGUUUACCGAAGAAGCUUUUGCUUCUCUUAUUUGCAUCAUUUUCAUUUACGAAGCCCUAGAGAAGUUGUUUGAACUCAGUGAAGCAUAUCCAAUCAACAUGCAUAAUGAUUUGGAUCUACUGACACAGUACUCGUGUAAUUGUGUGGAACCCCAUAAUCCCAGCAAUGAUACACUGAAGGAAUGGAGGGAAUCCAAUAUAUCUGCCUCUGACAUAAUUUGGGAGAAUUUAACUGUGUCGGAAUGCAAAUCCCUGCACGGAGAGUAUGUUGGGCGAGCCUGUGGCCACGAGCACCCAUAUGUUCCAGAUGUUCUCUUUUGGUCAGUGAUCCUGUUCUUUUCCACAGUGACUAUGUCAGCCACUCUGAAGCAGUUCAAGACUAGCCGGUAUUUUCCAACAAAGGUUCGAUCAAUAGUGAGUGAUUUUGCUGUCUUUCUUACAAUUCUGUCUAUGGUUUUAAUUGACUAUGCCAUUGGGAUUCCAUCUCCAAAACUACAAGUGCCAAGUGUCUUCAAGCCCACAAGAGAUGAUCGUGGCUGGUUUGUGACACCUUUAGGUCCAAAUCCAUGGUGGACAAUAAUAGCUGCUAUUAUUCCAGCUUUGCUCUGCACUAUUCUAAUUUUUAUGGACCAACAAAUUACAGCUGUCAUCAUCAACAGAAAAGAGCAUAAGCUAAAGAAAGGUUGUGGGUACCAUCUGGAUCUCCUAAUGGUGGCCGUCAUGCUUGGUGUGUGCUCCAUCAUGGGACUGCCGUGGUUUGUUGCUGCCACUGUCCUCUCCAUCACGCAUGUCAACAGCCUAAAAUUGGAAUCAGAAUGUUCAGCUCCAGGAGAACAACCCAAAUUUCUUGGCAUUCGGGAGCAAAGGGUUACUGGGCUAAUGAUUUUUGUUCUUAUGGGCUCAUCAGUCUUUAUGACUAGUAUUCUGAAGUUUAUUCCCAUGCCAGUGCUAUAUGGAGUGUUUCUUUAUAUGGGUGCUUCAUCUCUAAAGGGAAUUCAGUUAUUUGAUAGAAUACGGCUCUUCUGGAUGCCUGCAAAACAUCAGCCAGAUUUUAUAUACCUAAGGCACGUUCCUCUCCGGAAAGUCCACCUCUUCACAGUCAUUCAGAUAAGUUGCCUCGGCCUUUUGUGGAUAAUAAAAGUCUCAAGAGCUGCUAUUGUUUUCCCCAUGAUGGUAUUAGCUCUGGUAUUUGUAAGAAAGCUGAUGGACUUGUUGUUUACCAAACGGGAACUCAGCUGGUUGGAUGACUUAAUGCCUGAGAGUAAGAAAAAGAAGCUGGAAGAUGCGGAAAAAGAAGAAGAACAAAGUAUGCUAGCGAUGGAAGAUGAGGGUACAGUACAACUCCCAUUGGAAGGGCACUAUAGAGAUGAUCCAUCUGUGAUAAAUAUUUCUGAUGAAAUGUCAAAGACGGCUUUGUGGAGAAAUCUUCUGAUUACUGCUGAUAACUCAAAAGAUAAGGAGUCAAGCUUUCCUUCUAAAAGCAAUGAAAGCCGAAAAGAGAAGAAAGCUGACUCAGGGAAAGGUGUUGACAGGGAGACUUGUCUAUGA